UAGUUCUGAGGGUAUAAAAGGAAAGUGGGCACAUGUUCCCACAGCAGGAACUUUCAGAAGACUGCAGACAUGCUCAGGUUUCUUGUGUUGACCACUCUUGCAGCCCUGGUGCUGGCUGAACCCCAGCCUAGGUACCUGGAGGAAGACAGUACUGAAGAGAGAGUUGUGGGGGGUCAGGUGGCCAGUCCCAACUCGUGGCCCUGGCAGAUCUCUCUUCAGUACCUGUCUGGCAGCAGUUACUACCACACAUGCGGAGGAACCCUGAUCAGGAGUGGAUGGGUCAUGACUGCUGCUCACUGCGUGGACAGAUCUAUGACCUGGCGUGUUGUUCUUGGAGAUCACAACAUCAACUCCCAUGAGGGCAGAGAGCAGUACAUGAGCGUGAGCCGUGUCUACGUUCAUCCCAACUGGAACUCCAACAAUGUUGCUGGAGGGUGGGACAUUGCUCUCCUGCGUCUGUCCUCUGAUGCUUCUCUUAAUACCUACGUCCAGCUCGGUGCGCUGCCUCCCUCUGGUCAGGUUCUGCCCCACAACAACCCCUGCUACAUUACUGGAUGGGGCCGCACUCAGACUGGAGGCCAGCUGUCUGCUCAGCUGAAGCAGGCCUCCCUGCCUCUUGUUGACUACAGAACCUGCUCCAGCAGCGGAUGGUGGGGCAGCACUGUCAAGGACUCCAUGGUCUGUGCUGGUGGUGGCAGUGAAUCUGGCUGUCAGGGUGACUCUGGUGGCCCCCUGAACUGCAGUGUCAACGGUAGGUGGGUUGUCCACGGUGUGACCAGCUUCGUGUCUUCCUCUGGCUGCAAUGCUUACAGAAAGCCUACCGUCUUUACCCGUGUCUCCGCUUACAUCAGCUGGAUGAACAGCAUCAUGGGUUGAGAAGAGGGGCAAUCUCCAUGGAAACAAGAGGAUUCAUCUUUAAUGCCAUCAGAAUAAAGAGUCCUUUCAUUUUA
This is a messenger RNA of Melanotaenia boesemani (Boeseman's rainbowfish), 950 nucleotides long. RefSeq names its product elastase-1-like. Gene Ontology annotation, biological process: proteolysis. The transcript is spliced from 8 exons. Gene Ontology annotation, molecular function: serine-type endopeptidase activity. NCBI's taxonomy places the organism in Eukaryota, Metazoa, Chordata, Actinopteri, Atheriniformes, Melanotaeniidae. The coding region runs from base 70 to 876 and encodes 268 amino acids. The record is from RefSeq and is a predicted model, not a curated record.